Micropterus dolomieu (smallmouth bass) is the source of this 1908-nucleotide messenger RNA. It is a transcript of the gene fkbp1ab, whose product is annotated as FKBP prolyl isomerase 1Ab. NCBI's taxonomy places the organism in Eukaryota, Metazoa, Chordata, Actinopteri, Centrarchiformes, Centrarchidae. Gene Ontology annotation, molecular function: peptidyl-prolyl cis-trans isomerase activity. The transcript is spliced from 5 exons. The coding region runs from base 124 to 450 and encodes 108 amino acids. The record is from RefSeq and is a predicted model, not a curated record.
UGGUCUCCCUGCAGCGAGCUCAGAGAGACAGACAGCUGAGAACAUCCGCUGGAGGAGCAGACAGACAGACUGCGGGAGAGUGUUACCGGGUGCAGGGAUACAGCUCCAGAACACACCGCUGAAAUGGGAGUCGAAAUCGAGACUAUAACCCCGGGCGACGGAAGGACUUUCCCCAAAAAAGGACAGACGUGUGUGGUGCAUUAUGUUGGCUCCCUGACAGACGGACGCAAGUUUGACUCAUCUCGUGAUAGGGACAAGCCUUUCAGGUUCAAGAUCGGCAAGCAGGAAGUGAUCCGAGGCUGGGAAGAGGGUGUAGUGCAGAUGAGUGUCGGACAAAGGGCCAAGCUGACCUGCUCACCUGACUACGCUUAUGGAAACAAAGGCCACCCAGGCAUCAUUCCUCCUAACGCCACCCUCAUCUUCGACGUUGAGCUGCUUGGUCUGGAAUGAAACAAAUUCACUGCCUAUGUUUUGUUUUGUGUGACUUCCUACCUUGUUGACCUGGAGAGAAGCUAGGAGGGUCUGCACAUGAUUCAUAUAAGAGGCUUGAGUCUAUAGUACCACUACUUAUUUCAUCAAACUAUGACAGUUUGUGUUAUUUUAUCUCUGUGACUGAGUGAAUUAUAUUUUUCCAUCAUAUUCUUCCUCCUUAAAACUAUGGGCCAUAACCUUACAAACCUCCACGUUCUGAAUCUUGAGUUUCUUUGAAAUGCUCUUUACUUUGUGUUUUUGAUGUGUUUGUUUAUGCAUGAUUUUGCUGAGAAGUACAAAAUACCAAUGAACCACUAGCAGUGACAUUCAUCUCUUAUGAAUCAAUGCGUAUUUAGUAUUAUGUUUGAGAGUUGGUGCUUUGUUGCAUUACAGAAAGAAUAAAGUGUACAAAAGAAAAUGAAAAAGCACACUUUUGUAUCCCCAUCCAGCUUAAAAUCCAAACAUAUGAUUUGAAACGAGUUUCAGUUAGAGAGAUAAGGCUUAGUGUUGUAUUUAGUGGCUACCUGUAGUGCAAUGUCAAGUCAUGGGGGGCCUUAAUGGUGCAACACAGGAACUGAGUUUGAUACCUAAAAUUUUCCUUUCUAUAUAGAACCGCUGUGUAUUCUUUUACAUUUAAAUUGUGAACCGAAGUGUGAGCUAGAGAGAGAUAAUUGGCACAAAGGAGAACCAAUAACAGAUAAAUAGUUCUAAAGCGUGCCUAAAUAUUCUCACCAGACACGUGGUUACUACCUUGCCCUGUCUGCAUGUUCUAGGCCCGAUGGAAACCCUAGUAUAUACAUGUUGAAAGCUUUGCAGCCGAUUUAAGUUAUCAUUGCCUUGUUAUCUUGCCAAGUCUUUAAACCCCAUUUAAAGCCAUACACAGGAUGAACAGUGCGAAGACGGGAUUUGCGUUGACGCACAUAAAUUGUUUCUUAGAAAAAAGGAGAAUGCUUGAUACUUACAAAUGUGGGUCGAGGACACAAUCAAUUUGUGACCUCCUCCAACCUUAUUUUGUGUAACAACUACAAUCAUGUAUUUUUCAGAUGCCAACUUUCUAUUUCAGAGACAACUCAACAAAACUAAUGUAUAACCUAUGACAAUAGAUAAGGUUUUUCUUUUUUUGUUUGUUUUGCGUGUGUCAGUAAAGUACCACACGGCCUAACUUAAGUCUGUGUUGUGUAGGAAAAAUAAAACAAUGACACACAGGCACCCUUGUGGUUUUGUAUCUCGAAUAAAUCAUUUUAAAUGGAGUUUAAAUGAAGGAAUAUGCUGGCCUGGCUGUCAGAUUUUGACUGUGGCUGUCGAUGUUACAUAUUGGUGAAGCUGCAACUGAUGUGGCAGCAGUCCACCUCUGUACUGUGUAGUUAUUUGCUGAUAUGUUACUGUAUGCAGGCUAAACCAAUGAUGACAUAUUUAAAAUAAAAGAAAUGCUCUCCA